Halichondria panicea is the source of this 4225-nucleotide messenger RNA. RefSeq names its product catenin alpha-2-like. The transcript has 28 exons. Gene Ontology annotation, molecular function: beta-catenin binding; cadherin binding; actin filament binding. Bases 126 to 3035 code for a protein of 969 amino acids. NCBI's taxonomy places the organism in Eukaryota, Metazoa, Porifera, Demospongiae, Suberitida, Halichondriidae. Gene Ontology annotation, cellular component: catenin complex; adherens junction. The record is from RefSeq and is a predicted model, not a curated record. Gene Ontology annotation, biological process: cell migration; cell-cell adhesion.
GAUUACCCUGAAUUAUGUGUUUCGUUCUAUUUUGAGCGCACCUCAGCCCCGCCCUCAAAAUUUGCAGACAAAAAAUUAAUAUUGACUUGCUAGCUUUCUAGGCCCAUUAAUUACAGUGCUUAGAAAUGGCAGAACUACAAGACAUUUUGGAGCCUUCAGAGUUGGAGGACUUUGUGAGAGAGGAGAUACGCUCCAAAUUAAAGGAGAAGAAUUUGGAGUACAGAACCAAGAUUGUGGAGGAGGCAAUGACCCCUCUCAUUGAUGAGGUGAUGUCGUUGUCACAGCACAGUCUAAUUGGUGGGCGGAGAGAUCAAAAGAAGAAGAAACAAGAGCCGCAGAAACUCUCAAAGCUCAUCCAACUGGUGGACAUGGCAACAAGGAACUUUCUAGCCAUUGGGGAAGAUAUAGCCCAUGAGAACCCGGAUUUCCAAGAGGAGCUGAUCACAGCUUGUGAUAGUGUGAGGGCCUGUGGUGAGUCAUUGCAAGCAGCUGCAGCCGAGUUCUCUCAGAGUCCCUGUGAGCCAGACAACCGCUCCAAUAUGACCAAAGCCUCGAGGGAGCUGCUAAUCUCUGUUACUAGGCUCAUGGUGGUGGCUGACAUGGUGGAUGUGCAGAACCUACUGGAGGCAUCCAGUCGAGUUGAGGUGAGACUGAGGUCACUCCACACUGCGACCACUGAGAAGGAGCUGAUGGACAAGAUCCAGAACUGCUCCACUGACAUUACCUACAUCAUACAAAGAGCCUCUAUUCAAUCCAUACAGGGAAGUAGUGAGGCUAGCCUUCAGUUGAUGAGAGGUGCUCAGUUGGAGCUGAGUCGAGCUAGGAGAAUGCUCACUGGCACUUCAAAGGCUUUCAUACAGUUUCCCGGAGCAAGGACAGCACAAGAGAACCAAGAGUACGUAGUCCUUCGAUUGCUAGACUCUCUCAAGACCUUGUCCCUAUUGGCUAGCGGAGAUGAGGCAUCCUUUACUGACAUCAUUAAAGCUGAGCCAGGAGCAUUAGCAGUCUGCUUCAAAAUCUUCAAGGAUACUUUGGAACAAACUAUUUCCCUUGGCCUUGUGCUUGAUCCAUCUGCUUCUAAAACUCAAGCUCACAUCACAGAGCUCCAAGCAGAGUUGGACAAGAUCCUUAACCUUACUUCGGAAGUUACCUCAUCCAAUUCAACACGUUCCUAUCACCAGCACUCACUCAUCACCCUCUGUGGACAGCUCAAGGCACACAUGGCUCACCUUGAGACGGCUCUGAUGAGGGAGGAGCCUGCAGAGAGGGAGGGGGUGGUCCACCAGCUCGUGACAGAGAUGAGGGAACAGGGGGUGGAGCUAAGGAAAGAGCUGUGCAGGGCUGCUAUUGACCAGGUGACUGAUGUGUUCAUUGGUACCCUGAGGCCACUGGUGGCCAUGUGUGAAGCUGCACAGGAGGGCCAAUCACAGCUCCUGGAGAACAGGGCAGAAACCUUCUCUGACCACUCAAACAGCAUGCAGAAGGCUGUCUUGUUGUCUUGCUCUCUGUCUGAUUUCGCAAAAAGCAAUCAGGUUGCAAACAAUGCAGUGAAAAAUAUUCGAGUGCUCACGCCACAGGUGAUAAAUGCAGCAUACUCGUUGGCACAAAAACCUAGCAGCAUAGUGGCACUGAAGUGUAUGUCUGUGUUCAAGGAGGCUUGGGCUGAGAAUGUGUCAGCUCUCACUGACGCUGUGGACGACAUUACCUCACUGGAAGAUUUUAUGGCCGUCACAGAGGCCCACAUUUGUAAGGAUGGACAGCAGUUUAUCGUGGCAACUGAGGCUUGCAACACGAGGCUGCUCGGAAAUUUGGUGGAGAUAAUCCGAGGCAAGUGCAAGCGACUGUGUCACGUGGUCAAGGCCGAGCUGAAGAAGAACAAAAGCUCGUACACUAAGGAGCAGAUUCAUCAGAGUCACGGAGCAAUAGAAAAGCUCAUUUUGAAAUCCAUCUCCCAAUUCUGUGAUCUGGCUUCUAAGACGAGUGAGACUCUACACAUGACAAGAGAUCUCCAUAGAGUGGACUUCAAAGCAUUAGAGGAAGCUUUACAGAAGGUUGUGGACAAUGUAAGAAACGUUCGUCGUAGCGUCUUAGUCACACGAGCCCCGGAAGAGUUUGAGGGAAAUGAGUCGGACCUGGAGGAUCUACUCCGCCCUCCACGACCUAUGACCCCCACACCCUCCCUUUUAUCACAGAUCAGCACUGGUUCUGCUGGAACUCUUUUGAGUGCUUCGGGUAGCACUCAUAAGUUCCAGCGUACACCUCGUCACAGUAUGGUCUUUGAGGUUGAGGACACCGCAAAGGCUCUAAUGGCGCAACUCCCACAAGAACAGAGGGCUCAUUUGACCAAGGUCACGGAAGGUCUAACAGCACAACAAGCUGCGUUUGAGGCUGAAGUAAGCAAAUGGGACGAAAGUGAAAACAAUAUAGUUCUAAUAGCUAAAGAAAUGUGUGGUAUGAUGGUGGACAUGUCAGACUUCACUAAAGGAAUUGGUCCACUUCACUCCACUAUGGAUGUCAUAGUAACGGCCAGGGACAUAGUGAGGGCAGCUGGCAUACUGGAUGGAGUGGCUAGGAGCAUUGCUGACCACUGCCCUGACGCCCAGUGUCAGAGAGAUAUCUACUCCUACCUGGACCAGAUAAGACUGUACUGUCACCAACUGAGCAUCACAGCCAAUGUCAAGGCUGACCUUAAACCAUCUUCUACAGACACAGUUGAAACUGCUAGUACCCUCAUCACAACCUCCAAGAACUUGAUGAAUGCUGUCGUGGAAACAGUCAAAACCUGCUACAUUGCAUCAACUGCAAUUGCCAGAAUUCAUGGAGGAGCUGUUUCUGACCAGUUUGUGCAAUGGAGACUAACUCUGCCUCGCAAGAAGAAGCUGUAUUGGUCAGACUCUGAGGUGUCAGCAGGUGCUACAGGAGCUGGGAGUGCAGCUGUCUAUGAGCUGGGAAAGUUCAAGCAAGGAAGACUACGAGAAAAACAUAAUAUUAUGUCAACAGUAACUGCACUGACUGAGAUACCAUAUGAAAUGUGACAGUCAGUGUUUACUCUGCACCCCCCCCACACACACACACAAUGUUAUGGUCAUGAAUACACAGCCAAAAAUCCACGGGCCUGUUUCAGACCCGUGGGGAAAAUCAGUUGAAUACAGGCCGGAAUACGGGCCUGUAUGCGGAUGUAAUCGCCCACGGCCUGCUUACAUCCCGGAACCACAGGCCCGUUACAGCACGUACAUCCUGUCCUGAAUACGGACCGUAAAUUACAGGCCUGUUUCAGCCUGUACCACCCACGUCCUGCUUACGGCCUGUGCAGCCAGUGUAUGCGCAUGCGCAGAGAGAAAGUUGCUUAGCUACGAAAUCCACCAAGAGACUGAAAAGGUGCUUCAGUUUGAUCUUCUCGUUCAGUUGCAGCUUUAAAGGAUGGAUGGAGUAAUUAUAUUAUUUAUGGAGCUGACUGCCAAGGCCAGCUAGCAAGAAAAAGAGAGAGAGAGAGGAACUGCUAGAUGUCUCUGCAAUUCUUCUCUCACUGUCUCUAGGAGUCUAGCUCUAUAGGCUACAAGAUCUGGUUGACUCUGACGCAGGUUGUUGACUUCUAAUACAAUGUUAUAAGAAUACACAUCUAAAAAGGAGGAUAUGCACCUCUACAACGGCUACUAAAUAGUUGUCUGUGUCAUCAUUACUUUACGAGCUCGAGAUUCAGGUUAUAUAUUAUUGACUCACUUACUCGAACUCGUUUACGUAUGCACACACAGAUGUACCUGUGUCUAUGUCAUCGUUACUGUACUGAUUGAGCUCGAGAUUCAGGUUCCUUGUCACACUACUUGAGAAUAUGUACAUAUAUAAAUUGGAAUGCUCAUGCCAUCAAUGAUUUCAACCCAUCAUGACCAGAAGCAUCGUGGACACACCUAUACUUUAGAAUUUGGCAGUUAAGUUACUGGCUCUGGACAUGGCUGGUCUGUGGACAGUACGAACAUGCUGUAGAGGUUGCCGACAAUAGAGGCAAUGCUGUAGCAUUGUCGUCGUCCUCUAGGACGACCAGUCGAACAUUGUGACAGAGGACAUGGCUGGUCUGUGGACAGUACGAACAGUCGAACAACACAUUACAAUGUGACACACUCGAGCAGCACAAGCACUAGAAGAAACAUUCUUAUUAGUGUUGUAAACUGUCUAACUGUCUGGCUAUGUUUGUUUCUUACACUUUGUUGAAUUAUUCAUGCCAAACUCA